AUGGACUCGUAUGUCAACCGUAGAAUAUGGAAUACCAUUUCCGACCAUAUGGAUGAGAUCACUGAUCUCUUGCCCUCCAACACGGGCAGAAUGUCGCUCACAACUUCCUUAACUCGAGCUUUAAAAGUUGAUCUUGGAUGCGAUGUAGUUGAAGCUAAAGAUGCAACCGAUAAAGAAUUGACGAGUUUUCACGGAAAAGAGUUUGUGACCGAAUUGCUAAGGCAGAGAGGAAGCAACGUUGAGGAAAUUGACGACGAAAAGGAAGCUCAUUUCAAUAAAACAAGCCAUCUUGAAAAAUUUGGUCUUGUCUACGAUUGCCCACUUUUCUGUGGAUUGGACAGAUAUGUCAGGGCUGUGGCAGGAUCUAGUAUCAAUUCCGCGAGGAAACUUCUAUCAGAUACAAAAGACCAUCUAUUAGCCAUCAAUUGGUAUGGGGGAAGGCACCACUGUCAAAAGAACAGAGCAGCUGGAUUCUGUUACGUUAACGAUAUUGUCAUGGCUAUCAAUGUACUUCGACGAAGGUACCGCAAAGUUUUCUAUCUUGAUCUUGAUCUCCAUCACGGUGAUGGGGUAGAAUCUGCUUUUGAGCACUCUAGCAGUGUUUUAACAUGUUCUAUUCACCGCUAUGACGUUGGGUUCUUUCCUGGAACUGGUAGUUUAAAGAGCAAUACUGCUACCAAGGUCAAUAUUCCAACAGAGAAAGGACUUUCAGACAAAACUUUGGCCACAAUUAUGGCAGAAAUCGUCUAUCCAGUCAUUCUGAAAUUCAAACCUGAUGCUUUUGUUGUACAAUUAGGCUGCGAUGGUCUCUCUACAGAUCCAGCUAAGGAAUGGAAUUUGACUAUUCAGGGUAUGGGAAGCAUAGUUGAAGAUCUCUUGCGGUUUGUGGAGCCAAAACCAUGUCUUUUUCUUGGCGGUGGAGGAUACAACCAUACAGAAGCUGCCAAGUUUUGGACAUAUAUUACCAGCAUAAUCUCAGGAAUCGACACUGUUCGCAAUAUUGACGAAAUACCAGACCACAAACAUUUGGAAGAAUACGAGCACGAUGGCUACUUGUUCUGGACUCCCAAGAAUACGACAGCUCGAAGUAUUGCGGACAGAAACACUUCUAAUUACCUUCAUGAAGUCAAGACAACAAUCUUGACCAAUUUUUCAUAA
Messenger RNA from Meyerozyma guilliermondii ATCC 6260, 1158 nucleotides. RefSeq names its product histone deacetylase (gene HOS1). The record is from RefSeq and is a predicted model, not a curated record. NCBI's taxonomy places the organism in Eukaryota, Fungi, Ascomycota, Pichiomycetes, Serinales, Debaryomycetaceae. The transcript has a single exon. Bases 1 to 1158 code for a protein of 385 amino acids.